AUGCAUCUGAGACCAGGUGGAUUUGCAGCAGGGAAAAGAGAUUUACUAGGGCUUGAUGGUGCAUUCUUAAAGGGUCCAUACCAUGGUAUGAUCCUGACAGCAGUGGGUUUGGAUGGGAACAAAUGCACAUACCCUUUGGCAUAUGAAGUUGUUGAAGCAGAGAACUUUAAUUCAUGGACCUGGUUUUUAACUAACUUAGGAGAUAAUCUUGGUUUGUAUGCAAACUCCAACUUCACUUUCAUAUCAGACAGACAGAAGGGGUUAUUGCCUGCACUUGAGAAACUUUUCCCAGCAACAGAGCAUAGAUAUUGCCUAAGGCAUCUUCAUGAGAACAUGAAACGUAAAUGGAGGGGCAAGGAAUUCAAGGAUUGUCUUUGGCCUUGUGCAACAUGUACCACCAUACCACAAUUCAACAGUGCCAUGGAAGAGCUAAAGAAACUUAACAGGAGGGCACAUUGUGAUGCUUUGUUGAAUAAUAUGUGUGAGAGUUUAAAUAACAAGAUAGUGAAGGGUCGUGAUAAGCCAAUUAUCAGUUGCUUGGAGUUUAUUAGGGAGUAUAUCAUGAGGAAAAUUGUCAUGCCACUAAGACCCUUCAAAAAAAUUAAAGAAAGGGCAAUACAAUGUAGGGCAGUGUUCUGUGGCAAUGGGAAGUACCAGGUUACAAGUGAAGGUACUAAUCAGUGUGUGGUUAAUAUGGACCAACAAACUUGUUCAUGUAACAGGUGGGAACUGACAGGCAUACCCUGCAAACAUAGUAUAGCAGCUAUAUGGGAUAUGAGGCUCAACAAUGAAAAUGUUGGAAUACCUGAGACAUGGGUUCACCCAACCUAUUGGCUCAAGACUUGGAAAGAAAUGUAUGUCUUCAAAGUUGAACCUAUUAAUGGGAGGUUUUUGUGGGAAAACAGCACAUGUCCUACCAAGUUGGUACCACCAAAGUAUCGUGUCCCUAUUGGCAGACCAAAAAAAAAGAGAAGAAGAUCUGCAACAGAAGAUGAUGGAGUAUCCACAAAAUGGAAAUCUGCUGGGAAUGGAACAGAAGAAGGUGCAGCAGGGAAUACAACAGGAGAAGGUGCAGUAGGUAGCAAUGGUGGUGUAACAAAAGGAGUUGGGAAGAAGGGAAAAAGCCCCAUGAUUUGA
Messenger RNA from Lactuca sativa (garden lettuce), 1137 nucleotides. RefSeq lists its product as uncharacterized. The record is from RefSeq and is a predicted model, not a curated record. NCBI's taxonomy places the organism in Eukaryota, Viridiplantae, Streptophyta, Magnoliopsida, Asterales, Asteraceae. Gene Ontology annotation, molecular function: zinc ion binding.